This is a messenger RNA of Hyaena hyaena (striped hyena), 1428 nucleotides long. RefSeq names its product lipoyltransferase 1 (gene LIPT1). Gene Ontology annotation, biological process: protein lipoylation. The transcript is spliced from 2 exons. The coding region runs from base 291 to 1412 and encodes 373 amino acids. Gene Ontology annotation, molecular function: lipoyltransferase activity. Gene Ontology annotation, cellular component: cytoplasm; mitochondrion. NCBI's taxonomy places the organism in Eukaryota, Metazoa, Chordata, Mammalia, Carnivora, Hyaenidae. The record is from RefSeq and is a predicted model, not a curated record.
GCCGGGCGGUGGGGGCGCACGCGUCUUUCUGCAGAAACCUGCGCGCACCGUGGGUAGGCUAAGCAGGUAGGCUAAACUGGAAGUAGUGUUCGGGGGCGCUGGAGCAGGCGGACCUUUGGGUGUGGGUGGUGGCCGGGCACCUGGGACCCAGAAGGCGGUGCUGUACACGCCGUGGUUUUCGCUCAGCGCUUGGAAGGACCUAACUCCACAGCUGGGUGCCAGCUGGGUGCGUUCCCACAGAGCCAAGAAAGCGAAACAAAACCUGCACAGGACUGUCGUGAGACUCUGGCAUGCUGAUCCCAUUUUCAAUGAAGAAUUGCUUCCAGUUACUUUGUAGCCUCAAGGUCCCAACAGCUGGCUUUAAAAGCACAGUAAAAAGUGGGCUCAUUUUACAAUCGAUUUCCAAUGAUGUUUAUGAAAAUCUGGCUGUAGAAGACUGGAUCCAUGACCACAUGAAUCUAGAGGGCAAGCCGAUUCUUUUCUUGUGGAGAAAUUCUCCGUCUGUUGUAAUAGGUAGACAUCAGAAUCCUUGGCAGGAAUGCAACCUGAAUCUGAUGAGAGAAGAAGGUAUAAAACUGGCUCGGAGAAGAAGUGGAGGAGGAACAGUCUAUCAUGAUAUGGGUAAUAUCAAUUUGACUUUUUUUACAACCAAAAAAAAGUAUGAUAGGAUGGAGAAUCUGAAAUUAGUUGUGAGAGCUCUGAAUGCUAUCCAACCACAGCUCGACGUUCAGGCCACCAAAAGAUAUGACCUUUUACUUGAUGGACAGUUUAAAAUCUCAGGAACAGCUUCUAAGAUUGGCCGUACUACUGCUUAUCACCAUUGCACUUUGUUAUGUAGUACCAAUAGGAUCUUCUUGUCAUCUUUGCUGAAGAGCCCUUACCAAGGGAUCAAGAGCAAUGCUACUGCUAGCAUACCUUCCGUAGUAAAAAAUCUUUUGGAAAAAGAUCCCACUCUGACCUGUGAAGUACUGAUGAAUGCUGUUGCUGCAGAAUAUGCUGAUUACCAUCAAAUUGAUAAUCAUAUUAACCUAAUAAACCCAACAGAUGAGACACUGUUUCCUGGAAUAAAUAAUAAAGCCAAAGAACUACAGACCUGGGAGUGGAUAUAUGGCAAAACUCCCAAGUUUAGUAUAAACACUUCCUUGAAUGUAUUAUAUGGACAGUCACAUUUGGAAAUUAAAAUAUUCAUAGACAUAAAGAAUGGAAGAAUUGAAGUCUGUAAUAUUGAAGCACCUGAUCAUUGGUUGCCACUGGAAAUAUGUGACAAAUUAAAUGCAAGUUUUAUUGGCAGUAAGUUUUGCCCAAUUGAAACUACUAUGUUAACAAAUAUAUUACAUAGAACAUGUUCUGAAGAUGAUGAACUACACAGUAAAUGGAAUAUUCUCUGUGAAAAAAUUAAGGGAAUAAUGUGAUUCCAAAUAAAUUUCU